AUGAAACUAACCGAUGAUCAACACUCAGGAUCCAUAAGCAGAUCUAUGGAAAAAUUAAAUAUGCCUGAUACAGAGAAUGAAUGUGGCGAUUUACCACAAAAGCUGCAAAGUGCUAGGAUUAAUAGUUUAUGGGAUUAUGAAGACAUUUUGGAAAUACUGGGUUUUGGCAAAACCCAAUGGUUACUUUUACUAAUUAGUGGCCUUUUAACUAUGACUUCAAUGGCUGCCGUAUUGUCGGUGGGUAUAAUAGGCAUAGCAUCACAGUGUGAAUUUGAUAUUUCACAGAAAGAAAGGGGUAUAAUGAUGGCAGCUUGUGUAACAGGUAUAGUUCUGUCCACCUACAUCUGGGGCUGUAUGAGUGAUGUCUUGGGUAGACGUACGGUUUUAAUAUGGUCCAUGUUCAUUUCGAACAUUUUACAAUUUGUAUCAAUGUUUGUAACUAAUAUAUGGCUAUAUAAUGUCAUUAAUCUCAUUAUGGGAAUCAGUUUAGGUGGCAUAUUAGGCGCUAUGUAUCCCUAUCUCAGUGAAUUCAACACAGCUAAAUAUAGAGCUAUAGUCAUAAAUUAUUCUACCAUGUUUGUUAGUGUAACAGUUAUGUAUGUACCAGCCAUUUCCUGGUUAGUGCUCUCCUACAAUUGGUCAUUUGAAAUAACUGAAUCAUUUACCUUUAGACCCUGGCGUUUGAUCAUACUCUUUAGUAUGCUGCCUGGUUUUAUUGGCGCUCUAAUGUUGCUACCGUUUCCCGAAAGUCCCAAGCUUUUGUUGGCCCAUGACAAGCAAGAAGAAGCUUUGAAGGCUCUUUAUUGGAUUUCAAAAUUCAAUUGCGGUAAAAAUCUGGAUACUGUUCUAAAAACUUCUGAAAUUUAUUUAAAACCAGUAGAAUUGGCUGAUGUUCAUCUACUUCAAAUGGGUACUGGUUUCACCGUACUCUCCAAUAUUUGGAAAGCAACGGUGCCCUUAUUUUACAAACCUCAUGGUACGAAUGUAAUAAUUGCUGUUAUAGCCCUUUUAAGCAUAAUGUUUUGUUCAAGUGGCAUGCAAGUAUGGUUUCCCGAAAUAGUCAAUCGCUUAGCUGGUGGUUCAGUGUGGGGAAAUAGUUCCACGCUGUGUGAAAUUUUAGAUGAAUCAUAUCGUGGUGAUCAUUUGAAUGUAACAAAUGAAGAGGGUGUAAUAAGUGAUAUAUGUGAUGAUACCAUCUCCACUAAAACCUACAUCAAUAAUAUGAUUCUGGGUUUGGUCUUUCUUAUAGGAUUCUCCCUACAAGGGCUGUUGCUAAGACCUGUGGGUAGGAAAAAUCUUUUAAUUGGUAACUUGGCUGUUGGGGCUUUAUGUGGAAUUUUGUUGCAUGUUGUCUCUAACUCAACAAUAAUAUUAAUACUACUUUGUUUAUCGAUUUUGCUGCCGGGUUUGGCAGUGUCAAUUAUGUGUGGCGGCAUAGUCGAUUUAGUGCCAACACAUUUCAGAGGUAAAACCGUCAGUUUGGGUUUCACUUUGGGUCGUAUAGGCACUAUAGUGGCCACAAAUUUAAUAGCUGUCAUGUUGGAGCCCUAUUGUGCGGGUAUUUUUGGCAUAAUUACCUGUGUACUUAUUGUUUGUGUUGGCAUCGUUUACUAUUUGCCGAUUUAG
Molecule: messenger RNA, 1626 nt
Organism: Calliphora vicina (urban bluebottle blowfly)
Lineage: Eukaryota; Metazoa; Arthropoda; Insecta; Diptera; Calliphoridae
Product: synaptic vesicle glycoprotein 2A-like
Exons: 8
Coding region: 1-1626 (541 amino acids)
Biological process (GO): transmembrane transport
Cellular component (GO): membrane
Molecular function (GO): transmembrane transporter activity
Source: RefSeq, a predicted model, not a curated record